AUGACGACUCCUUCUAAACGCACAUUCCACAUCAAGGUGCCUUGCACGUCAGCGAACAUUGGCCCUGGAUUCGAUGUCGUGGGCCUAUCGCUUUCGCUGUACUUGCACAUGGAUGUCAUGAUCGAUGCGACCCAAACCGAUCAAAAAGAGCCUAUUCUCUCCUACAGCGGCCAUGGCGCAGACGAUGCGCCCCUAAACCCGUACAAGAAUCUCAUUACCCGCGUAGCACUCUAUGUAAUGCGAGUGAAUGACAUCAAGUCAUUCCCAACUGGCGUCCAGAUCCACGUCCGCAACGACAUUCCAUUCGGUCGCGGUCUGGGCAGCUCAGGCGCAGCUGUCAUUGCCGGUCUGCUCUUGGGAAAUGAACUGGGCGAGCUCAACAUCAGCCGCGACCGGCUCCUUGAUUAUGCUCUCAUGAUUGAGCGUCACCCCGACAAUGUUGCUGCGGCGCUGAUUGGUGGCUUCAUCGGCUCGUAUCUCUUGGAAUUGACCGGCGAGGCAGCCGCUACGACGCAAGUCCCACUCAGCGAAGUGCUGCCUGAAUACCCGGAGAACGCAUCCGAGUCCUGGGGCUAUGACCCACCAGUGCCACCCCAGGGCAUUGGCCACUACAUUCGCUUCGGCUGGGCGAAAGAAAUCAAAGUCAUUGUCAUUGUGCCGCACUUUGAAGUGCUGACCGCAGAGGCAAGGCGCGUCUUGCCUGACAUGUACUCGAAAAAGGACCUCGUCUUCAACUUGCAGCGCCUCGCUGUGCUCACCACGUCGCUUGCUCGCUCGCCGCCAGAUGUCAACCUAAUCUUCCAAGCCAUGCAAGACCGUGUUCACCAGCCUUACCGGAAGCACUUGAUCCCAGGCCUGCCUCGUAUUCUGGCUUCGGUCACACCAACCACCCAUCCCGGUCUGCUGGGUAUCUGCCUCUCGGGUGCGGGCCCUACGAUCCUCGCACUGGCCACAGACAAUUUGCAGCAUAUCGCCGAUACCAUCUGCGGAGAGUUUGCCAAAGAAAACAUUACGUGUGACACAAAGUUCUUGGAGGUGACGGAAGAGGGCGCCGCCGUGUAUCACUAG
Molecule: messenger RNA, 1068 nt
Organism: Malassezia globosa CBS 7966
Lineage: Eukaryota; Fungi; Basidiomycota; Malasseziomycetes; Malasseziales; Malasseziaceae
Exons: 1
Coding region: 1-1068 (355 amino acids)
Biological process (GO): L-threonine metabolic process
Molecular function (GO): ATP binding; homoserine kinase activity
Source: RefSeq, a predicted model, not a curated record